GUCAUUUUUUAACGGAAGUAACUAAGAGUUAAAAAUGGCUACCUUGGAGAAACUUUUCGAUUCUAUGGAAGAAGCCGAGAAAUUUAUAACACAUGAAGAAAUACGUACAACUACCCAUUUUGUCACACGCAAGACACGUAAUGUCAAUAAGUCACAUUUAGAUUGUUCAUCAUUAUCAAAACACAAGAUAUACUGGUUAAAGGACCGUGUACCGUAUAUGAUAUUUGGGCACAUAGCAAAGCAUUGUCAUCAAGGAGGAAUAAGCCAGUACAAAGAAGAAGAUUUAAUCGAGGGGGAUGUGGUGGAUGAUCAUGAUGCAUACGUCCAAUCUAGACAACGUCAACCUUAUAAGAGUAAGAAAGUAAACUGCCCUGCAAGAAUAAUAAUAAAAAAGAUUUUGAGUUUUCCAGAUUAUAAAAUAGAUCCGAAUAAUACAUCAAAAUUUAGAAGAGAUAAAAUGGUGAACCAAUUGAAAAAAGAGUUUUCUCUAAAGACAAAAAGAAUCCUACAAGUGUCUGUAGCAUUCUUUAAUAACCAUGAAAAUCAUGAUUUGUCAGAGUUGGCUGGCAACGUGCUGUCACCAGAUCCGGCAGUUAUCAGACAAAUACACAAGUUAGUGGAGGAAGGUGUUCGUAGCGUCAGUGAUAUGAAAGUGCACCUAGACCUAUUUGUUGCCGAUCACAUUCUCAAAAACUUCCCAGAUUCCAUAAUUACCAAGACAAACCAACGUUUUUAUCUCACAGACAAGAAUAUUCGUAAUCACAUGUACCGUGCAAUAUCAAAAGCUAGGUUCAGAAAUUUAGAAAUGCUGAUAGAUGGAAAUAGCGUAACUUUUCAACUGGACAAAGAAACAUUUGAUAAGGCAAUGUCAGGUGAUUCUGAGACAAUGGAGAUCUUAAAGGCAAAUUACACAUGUCUGGGCUUAGAGAACUGUCAGAAAACUACUGAUACCAGUUGCUUGGAUGGCACUGUUGAGGUUAACAAUGAUGUUACUGAUGUCGGCGAUGGCACUACUGUUUCUAGCUCAUCUAGUGAUGAUGAUUCGAUGCCAAGGGGGGCUGUUCUACUUCUAAUAGAAUUUCACAAGACCAUGGCCAAUGAUAAUACGUCAAAGAACAGAGUAUUUUGGGAAGCUGCAUCCAAAACACUUGCAGAACAUGGUUACUAUUUUUCAUGGAUUCAUCUGAUAAAUAAAUGGACGAGUCUCGUACUGACCUACAGGAGGGUCAAGGAUCAUUUCGACAAAACUGGGCUCAACACCAUAACCUGUGAAUUCUUCGAUGAAUUAAAUAACUAUUUGGACGACCAGCCUUCCACACAGACCCCUGAUAUGAGUGCAUUGUGCUUAACGCCUGGAAACACCCAUCUGUAUGAAGAACCUCAUGACACAGAAAUUACCAUCGAACUGGAGGAAGAACCCGAUUCUCCGGCUUCAAGGAAAAGAAAAAAUUCGCAAAUGGAUCAAGAGGAUCGAUACGCAAAAGUAGUGAAAUUAUUGGAAGAUGCCGAAGCAGCGAGAAAGGCAGACCAUGAGCAACUUUUAGAAGAAAUCAGAAAACAGAGUGAAUCUGCUAAAGAACGGGAGUUAGCAUUGAUAGACAUUUUAAAACAUGUACUAGUAAAAUUAUAACAUACAUCUCAAUAAAGUAAGAAAUGAAA
Patella vulgata (common limpet) is the source of this 1659-nucleotide messenger RNA. RefSeq lists its product as uncharacterized. NCBI's taxonomy places the organism in Eukaryota, Metazoa, Mollusca, Gastropoda, Patellidae. Bases 35 to 1630 code for a protein of 531 amino acids. The record is from RefSeq and is a predicted model, not a curated record. The transcript is spliced from 8 exons. Gene Ontology annotation, molecular function: DNA-binding transcription factor activity.